Molecule: messenger RNA, 981 nt
Organism: Danio aesculapii
Lineage: Eukaryota; Metazoa; Chordata; Actinopteri; Cypriniformes; Danionidae
Exons: 6
Coding region: 10-981 (323 amino acids)
Molecular function (GO): nucleic acid binding
Source: RefSeq, a predicted model, not a curated record
UCCUCUUUAAUGUGGAACUUGUUGAAGUUUGGAACUAUGAGGAAAGCUCCCUUUCUCUGCAUAAGUCUACUUCUUGCUAAAGGUGUGUUUAGUGUUGAGACUGAAGAAGUGAAGGCGGUGAGAGGAGAAACUAAAACUCUACACACUGGAGUCAAAGACUAUUUUAAGAUAUUUUGGAGGAAUGAAAACAACAGUAAUAUAGCUGACUGUCAAGUACUGACAGAUGAUUCAACACUAUGUAAGACUCUCAGAGACGGAGUGCAGAUCGACAAUCAGACUGGAUCUCUCACCUUCAUCAACAUCAGUGAUGAACUCGGCGGACUUUACAAACUGCAGAUCAUCAACAAGAGCUUUGAGCGGUCAACCAACGAGUUCAAUGUUGCUGUCUUUAAUCCUUUUCCCAUUCCCAUAGUCUACAAAUCAGAGAACUCCUCAUGCUCUCAGUGUUUCCUGCUGUGUUCAGUGAAUGAGACACAGACGACUCUCUCCUGGUACAAAGGAGACCGUUUACUGUCCUCCAUCCACAUCUCUGAUCCCAACAACAGCAUCCCUCUGCAUCUAAAGGGGAAUUAUGAAGACAUUAAUGAAUACAGAUGUGUGGUGAACAACUCAAUCAGCACCCAGACUAAACCCCUCAGCACAUCUGAACUCUGUCAGUCAUGUGCAGAAACAGGGCUAAACCCAGGUUAUAUAGCACUGAUCUGUCUGACGGGGAUUGCAGGAGUUGUGAUUUACUGGCGCUGGAGGAAAAGAGGAAAAACUGGACGAAAUGGCAAGUGGAUGCCCAUGCAUAUUACACAGUCCUGGCUGAGGAGGAAGAGGAUACAGAUACUGGACUGGCCUGCCUACAGUCCUGACCUGUUUCCAAUAGAUAAUGUGCGGCGCAUUCACAAGACCUCGUACUUGGAAUCGGCUGCUUACCGUUAUCAGAAUGGAGGAACAGGAGGAUCACCAGACGAGGAGGAGAAUCUGGAUUAUUGA